Messenger RNA from Elephantulus edwardii (Cape elephant shrew), 2510 nucleotides. RefSeq names its product RNA binding motif protein 24 (gene RBM24). Lineage: Eukaryota; Metazoa; Chordata; Mammalia; Macroscelidea; Macroscelididae. The transcript is spliced from 4 exons. Gene Ontology annotation, cellular component: cytosol. Gene Ontology annotation, molecular function: mRNA 3'-UTR binding. The record is from RefSeq and is a predicted model, not a curated record. Bases 5 to 715 code for a protein of 236 amino acids.
GAAGAUGCACACGACCCAGAAGGACACCACGUACACCAAGAUCUUCGUCGGGGGGCUGCCCUACCACACCACCGACGCCAGCCUGCGCAAGUACUUCGAGGUUUUCGGAGAGAUCGAGGAGGCGGUGGUCAUCACCGACCGGCAGACGGGCAAGUCCCGGGGCUACGGAUUUGUCACCAUGGCUGACCGGGCAGCUGCUGAGAGGGCCUGCAAGGAUCCCAACCCCAUCAUUGAUGGCAGGAAGGCCAACGUGAAUCUGGCAUACUUGGGAGCAAAACCUAGGAUCAUGCAACCAGGUUUUGCCUUUGGUGUUCAGCAGCUUCAUCCAGCUCUUAUACAAAGACCUUUUGGGAUACCUGCCCACUAUGUCUACCCGCAGGCUUUUGUGCAGCCCGGGGUUGUAAUUCCCCACGUCCAGCCGACUGCAGCUGCUGCCUCCACCACACCUUACAUUGAUUACACUGGAGCUGCAUACGCACAGUACUCGGCUGCUGCAGCCGCAGCUGCCGCGGCGGCCGCCUAUGACCAGUACCCCUAUGCCGCGUCCCCAGCUGCCGCAGGAUAUGUCACCGCUGGGGGCUACGGCUACGCCGUCCAGCAGCCAAUCACCGCGGCGGCACCUGGGACAGCUGCUGCCGCUGCUGCAGCAGCUGCUGCCGCUGCCGCCUUUGGCCAGUAUCAGCCACAGCAGCUGCAAACAGACCGAAUGCAAUAGACCACCAGCCAUCUGAUCAAAGUUCAAUUGUUCUCUCUUCCCCACCCCCACCCCAAUUUCCCAGUUUUUUAGUAGAUACUGAGAGCGUUAAUGUUAACUUUUAACAGCUUUAGGAAAAGAAGAACAGCAACAAAAAAGCAUUAUGCACUGUUAAGUAGAAUUUAAAAAAAAAAAUAACCCAAUAAUGUUCUUGAAUGAGAAAGAGGGGAGUGUGAGGGAAGUAGGUUCAGGUUUGGAAAUCAACCCCGGAGACCCUGAGUCAGUGAAGGCCGCUAGGAAUAUGAUGGAGAACUAGAGAUGGAACUUCACUUUUAUAAUUGGAGGCUUUAUUUUUGCUUUUUAUAGUAUCAGGGAAGCAAACUGCCUUUUCCAAGUUAGAAAAAUGCUAUUUGAUUCUAGUUGAACCAGGGAAUACAGAGUGAGCAAUAUGUAGCUUGAAUUACCUUUAAAAGCAGAUUUUUUUUAAAGUGUUCGAAAGCACUGAUUGUCAUUUUUAGCAGUCACUAAUGGCCUAUAGAACUUUUUUUUUUUUCAAGUAAGAAGGUAAUGUUCUUACUAUCUCAGAAAUGGGCAUCGAACAAUCAAUCCAGGAGUGUGGCGGUGGGUGAAAUGGUGGACAGGCACCAAAGCGAUUUUCUCAUCUGUCCUCAGCAUGCGUGGGACUGUGGAGCAAGUGAUGUGGGCAUAAAGGGUGCAACAGCUGUAUAGACAAUCAAUAACACACAGUUCUGGAAAGAACACAUCACUUGUGCUUGUUGGAUGAGCUUGUCACAUUCUAAUCCCUCUCCCCAUCCUGUUUCAAUUUUGGGAAACUUGUAUCUGCUGGCGUCAGCAAUUCUGAUUCUGAAAUAGGAUCAGGCUUUUACCUACAACAGCCUUCUCUUUCUAUUUAUUGUGUCGACUCGUGGCUUAUGAAUGAAGGCAGGCAAAGUUUGCAGACUCUAAACCCUUAAGAAGUGUCUUAAGGACGUUUAUUUUUUUUCCCUUUUUGAGUAAUUUUACACGUUUUCGUAUCUAUUUCAGAGUCAUAUUUAAAACUAUUUAUUAGUGACUACAGGACAUGAGGCAACAAGGUUACUGAGAUUACAAUUCUUCAAAGAUUAACGAUGUGGUUUAUACUGUGCCUUAAUAGUAAUGCUAUUUAAGAUAUUUAUUUUUAAGUUUUACUAUGCUGCACUCUAAAGCGAGAAACUUUAGAUGUGACACUGUAAAAUUAUGUAUUCAUCUCAUGGCAUAAAUUAUUUAGUAGGUCUAGAUGUAGUAUAUUAAAUAUUAACCUAUUCGGCGAAAGAUGUUGACUUGGAUUUAUUUAAAUUCAUAUGUGCACUGUAUAAGAGAGUCCUCUUCCAUUAACACAUUUUCAUUUAUUUUAGUUGUAGGUGUUUUCAACAGGCUGUCGUGCUAAUUUCAUGCUUCUUUGAGUUGUUGCUUGUGUAGAUCUCAUCUUUCGGUAACUCAUUAGUCUAACACUCCUAUUCUGUAGUUUGAAAUGCUGCUUUACAUGAUUUUCUUCUGAAACUGCAAUACUUGCAAUUUUUAUUCUUAAACUAAAUUGAAUACUAUUUUACACUGUAUUGGAUUUUUAUACUUGAACAAUUUCGUACAAGGGAAGACAGGUUAGCAUUUUUAUGAACUUUCUGCAUUAUCACUGGAUCUACUUUUCCCCCAUACUAGACAGUGUUAUGUAAUGUAGACAUGACCCUCCUGUGCAAAUUAUUUAUUCAUUAUGUAUAUUGCUUUAUAACAUUUCAGAUCUUCUAAUCUAUUCACUUGUAUUAAAUAUAAUUUUUAAAAA